Messenger RNA from Nilaparvata lugens (brown planthopper), 2074 nucleotides. RefSeq names its product GDP-fucose protein O-fucosyltransferase 2. Gene Ontology annotation, molecular function: peptide-O-fucosyltransferase activity. The transcript is spliced from 9 exons. NCBI's taxonomy places the organism in Eukaryota, Metazoa, Arthropoda, Insecta, Hemiptera, Delphacidae. The coding region runs from base 231 to 1553 and encodes 440 amino acids. Gene Ontology annotation, biological process: protein O-linked glycosylation via fucose. The record is from RefSeq and is a predicted model, not a curated record.
GAUAUUGAGGUUAUGUUAUGGUUAAGCUGCUUUGAUUUUGUUUUCAAGAUUGUCAGUGGUGAAUUAAUAGCAGAGCAUUUUUUUAAAAUUCUUUAUUUUAAAAAGUAAAAGUUACUUUAUACCUUAAUCAUGGUUAAUAAAACUUAUGUUUAUCAAUUUUGUUAACUGGAAGAGGUACAAAAUUACACUUGAGUUACCUGGAAAAAUAAUUUAGUUGACAAAUUUGUGUGAUGAUUAGGAUUAGGCAUACACAUUAUUUAUUGUUUCUAACUUUAAUUGCUGUGUUUUUAAAAUAUUCUUCCGGACAGUUCUGCACUAAAGAUGGAGAAUGUUCAGAUAAAUCAUCUCUUCUAUCUAGGUACAUCCUCUAUGAUGUUAAUAGACCCGAAGGAUUCAACUUGAGACGUGAUGUUUACAUGAGAUUGGCCAUUUUUGUACGAGAAUAUGCAAAAACUUUUCAUCAAGAUGCUCACUUGGUCCUUCCUCCCUGGGACUCGCUCUAUCAUUGGCAAACUCCUGAAGAAGAGAUUGGCAAUCAAAAACAGUUAUUUUGGGACAAUUUCUUUGAUGUGCCCAGCAUGAAAGAAUUUGCUCCGGUUUUAGAAAUGCAUGAAUUUCUUGAAGGUGUGAAGCAAUUCAAGGUAGAUGAAGUUUUCAUUUUGCAACAUUACAAAGAUCUGUUUGAAUCGAAAGAUGGCCUGAUCGACUGGAAACCAAGAUGGAAGAAAACUUCAUGCAAUCAGCCAGAUUCAUCACGGAAGUUUCGGAAAAUCAAAGAUGAUGAAUAUGAAGUGAAUUUGUGGGGCUACAAAAAUAUAACUGCCAAAAAUGUUCAUUGUAUAUCUUUCCAAGGCGAGGCAUCUCUUAUAGCUGAGUUACUCGACUUUUACAGACCAAGGAUUGCUGUAAUUGAUCACGCAGAAGUAGCGCUUCACCAUAAUUUCGGAGGACCCACCUACUGGAAGAGUAGAAGAAGUAUGCGCUUUAACAAGCAGCUCGUCAAAUUGGCAACUGAUUCUAGGAACGAGUUUUUGAAUUCAAACGAUAUCACGGAUAAAACAUCAAGACCUGACGAUUGGAAGCAAGAAAAGGAGCAAAGAGAUGCCAUUGGUGGACCUUACUUGGCUGUACACUUGAGGCGGAAAGAUUUUCUAAUUGGAAGAAGAGACAAAGUACCAACAUUAGAAGAAGCCGCUAAACAAAUAAAAAAACUACUUGAAAAACUAAAUUUGAACACAGUGUUUGUUGCAACUGAUUCUCCCACCUUGGAAUUCUUGGAAUUGAAAAAACGCCUGAUCGAGUACUCAGUACUUCGCUACGAACCCUCGAAACAAGUUAAACUCCUGCAUAAAGAUGGCGGAAUUGCAAUCAUCGAUCAAAUCAUUUGCUCUCAUGCCAGAUAUUUCAUUGGGUCACAAGAUUCGACGUUCUCAUUUCGAAUUCAAGAGGAACGAGAGAUUCUCGGCUUCGAUCCAGAUUCAACGUUCAAUGGUUUCUGUGUGGACAGUGAAACGAAGUGUGAACAGCCCUCCCGAUGGAAAAUAAUUUACUGAAAACUACUCUCAACCGUUCACAAUUCACAGUAAAUAACCGUUCACUCGUUUUUUCUUCCUCCUCCUGUUAUCAAGAGGAUAUUGUCCAAACUUCGCCACGUCAACAAGUAGAAAUUUUUCUAAUAUUAGUUUAAUGUGUAUUUUACUUGAAUGCAUUUAUUUAUGUUAUCUGUGAUAAUAGGGUAAUACGUAAAAAAUGAGGUGAUACUCAAGUAAAAUUAGCUAUAUAAAUUUUCUACAUCUCAAAUAAUUUUUCAAUUGUGUAUGCUUGUUAUGUGACAUGAUUAGAGCUUGAGUUUUACUAACUUAUAUUUUUGUCAAUUCAAGUGGUAUGUAAGCUCCAUUGAGCUUAAUGCUAAGCUUAAGGUAUGUUAUCUAAUGUAAGGGUGUCAUUUAUAUGUGCCAUUUCUCAAAUGUGCGAGUAUUUCAAAAUUUCGUUAUUUGUGUAAUUAUUUGUUAUUUGUAUUAUGAUCUAAAAUGAUCGAAACAUUUCCAAUAAUAUUGUCAUUUAAAAGCGAAAA